Candoia aspera is the source of this 532-nucleotide messenger RNA. RefSeq names its product synergin gamma-like. The transcript is spliced from 5 exons. Gene Ontology annotation, cellular component: clathrin coat of trans-Golgi network vesicle. The coding region runs from base 8 to 532 and encodes 174 amino acids. NCBI's taxonomy places the organism in Eukaryota, Metazoa, Chordata, Lepidosauria, Squamata, Candoiidae. The record is from RefSeq and is a predicted model, not a curated record.
CGAGCAGAUGAACUCAGCAACUGCCCAUCUGAUUCGAUGUUUGCAGCACAUCCACAAGGUAAUCAGGAAGGCCAAUGAAAUCCUUGCAGGCAUCAGCCACCCGUCUGUCUGUAGAGAGGUGUUGCUUUCUGCGCCCGGGACAGCAUACAUUUGGGGGUUGUCAGAGAUAUAUCAGAUCUCCAGGCGCUUGGGACAUGCCAUGAAUGCUCGGAAGUUAGCCAGCGAGCUGGCAUUGCAAUCACUGCGCGAGGUGGACCUAGCGUGGAAUAAUCUCUUGUCCUUCCUCAUGUUUGGUCACUCUGCAUUCCAAGGGUUGCUUCUGCCGCCGGUGGCCGUGAGCGAGCCAUGCUUGGCACUUCCGAAUGGUGGGGCUAACCAACUCUGCGGGGUUUGCCUCACGGUGGUAAAGCAAGAACCCCAGGUGCAUUCUGGAAACUUGGAUCCUGUUGUAUACCAGGGAUUCUUCUACCAUGUCAGUUGUGCCAACUUCUGGCUGAAUUGUGUGGAUUCCUCUCUGCCAAGAGAGAUCUGA